This is a messenger RNA of Eremomyces bilateralis CBS 781.70, 1557 nucleotides long. RefSeq names its product Carboxylesterase. The transcript has 3 exons. The record is from RefSeq and is a predicted model, not a curated record. Bases 1 to 1557 code for a protein of 518 amino acids. Gene Ontology annotation, molecular function: cholinesterase activity. Lineage: Eukaryota; Fungi; Ascomycota; Dothideomycetes; Eremomycetales; Eremomycetaceae.
AUGGCUUUCAAGGAUACCUUCACUCAUGUCGCUGUGAGCUUCUUGUUCGCGAUAGGUGCUGUUUCAUGCCAAUCACCAACUGUUACCAUCUCGUCCGGUCCUGUUAUUGGAACACAGACGAGCGUGCCCAACUUCGCUGGAACCGUGAACAAGUUUCUCGGGAUCCCGUUUGCUGCGCCGCCUCAACGGUUCAGCCCUCCUCAAAACCCGGCAUCAUGGACAUCGCCAUUAAGUGCAACGGCGUUGAAGCCGGCAUGUAUUCAGCAGUUCAACUAUCCCGAAGAUACCCGGAACUUCACAAUCAAGGUCUUCAGCACCCCUAUGCCUGAGGAGAGCGAGGACUGUUUGUAUGUCAACGUCUAUGCUCCAUCUACAGCGGCUCCACGAGGUGGCAGGCCGGUUAUGUUCUGGAUCUAUGGCGGGAACUUGCAGUUUGGCACCGGCUCAUUGCCUAUCUAUGAUGGCUCCAACUUGGCUGCAGUCCAGGAUGUGAUUGUUGUCACGCAUAACUACAGGACAAAUGUAUUCGGCUUCCCCAAUGCGCCGGGAAUCCCUCCGACUGAGCAGAAUCUCGCUUUCCUCGACCAACGGAAGGCUCUCGACUGGACCUACAAGAACAUUGCCAAGUUCGGAGGCGAUCCCACCAAGAUUACCAUCUUCGGCGAGUCUGCAGGCGGGUAUUCCGUCAAACAACUCUACGUGAACCCUCCCAACCCGCUUCCAUUCCGCGCUGCCAUCAUGCAAAGCCAGGCUGCAUCGUUCGCUGCUGGUUCUUCCGGCUGGGACGGUCUUGCAAGCGCACUCAAUUGCACUGGGACUGCAGCCCUGGAAUGUGUGCGUGCCGCUCCCGCAUCCAAGGUCAAGGACAUCGUCGAGCGACAAGCCCUGUCUUUCGGACCUGUCGUUGACAACGUCACCGCAUCCAACACUGUGGCCGCGGAACUCAAAGCCGGGGACACGGCCAAGGUUCCCAUCCUGAUCGGCACCAACGCGCAAGAAGGAUCCGCCUUCGCCAUCUCCCUCGGCCUGAACUUCCCCGGCGCCUUCGAAGCAUUCCUCACCACGAUCCCCAUCCCGGAAAUCCAAGAGGCGCUGCGCACUUUCUAUGCCCCCUUGGACACCGAUAUCCUCAAGGUCGGCCAAGCCAUCACCGACCUCACCUUCCAUUGCCCCGCCUCCCAGGUCGCCUCCAUCCCCGCCAGCAUCAACACCCCGGUCUGGCGCUACUUCUUCAACUCGACCUUCGCCAACGACACGCCAUUCGAGGGCAGCGGUGCAUACCACUCGUCCGAGAUCCCCUACAUCUUCGGCACCUAUAAGCGGGACGGCUCCGUGCCGCAGCAGGAACUCCUCAGCUUGCUCAUGCAGACCUCCUGGGCCUCGUUCGCGAAGAACCCAACUCUCGGACCGGGCAGUGGGUGGCCGAAGCUUACCCCCUCCGGAAAUGGAACGCAGGUCUGGCACUUUGGCAGCCGCGAGCCGGCGUACAUUCCCGCGUCGACGUUGGAUGCCGUCUGCCCGAUUUUGGCGCCGAUCAUCGCGCUUUCGGGCAUCUAA